This is a messenger RNA of Rosa chinensis, 733 nucleotides long. RefSeq names its product RING-H2 finger protein ATL2. The coding region runs from base 1 to 504 and encodes 167 amino acids. The transcript has a single exon. Lineage: Eukaryota; Viridiplantae; Streptophyta; Magnoliopsida; Rosales; Rosaceae. Gene Ontology annotation, biological process: protein ubiquitination. The record is from RefSeq and is a predicted model, not a curated record.
AUGUCAAUAUCGUUGCUUUUUUCUGGCAUUAUGAUCUUAGGGGUGAUACUCAUUUGCUUUGUAAUUUACAUUGUAUUUACCGUAGCAUGGUACUUAUAUGGUAGGCAAAUACUAUCUGCUCCAACAUUAAGCCAGCAGGAGGACCCAGCCAAGGAGAAGUACUUUAGUUACCAGAAACUGAAGCCGGAUGUGAUCACAUUCAACUACAAGAAAGAAUUGAGUGAUGAUCCAAAUCACGAAGAAGAGAAUUCUGAUCAAAAUGAAUGCGUGGUGUGCUUAAGAGGUUUACAGAAUGAGGAAUUUGUGAGGCAACUGCCAAAAUGCAAGCACACAUUCCACGCGCCUUGUAUAGACAUGUGGCUCUACUCUCACUCUGAUUGCCCCAUCUGUCGGACGGUGAUUGAUCAGUUGCCUGAUGAAGGUGCAUUUACACCAGGCCGGAAGUCGGAGGUCUCUGUAGAUAUCAGCCCAUCAUUGACCUUAACAACCAUCUCAAUAAUCUAGCUGUUAAAAUCCUCUUUUCUUUUCUUUGUUAAUUUCUCAUUUUGGUUUAUCAAAUGCUAAAGGUUCUAGGUAUCUCCCUCCAUUGUAUAGUUUCGAUUACAUGAUUCUGCAGUAACAAAUAACUCUUCCAUGUUAAGAUCACUAGAACGUCAAAAACGCACUUUUCAAAAAUCAGGUAAUUAAUUAGGUAACCAUUGAUAUGUUUGCAAUUCGGUAAUGUCUGUAUGUC